AUGGGUGUGUUGGACAAGCUUAUUAUUGCCGUCGUUGGUACCCAUACCCAUGAUGCUAAACAAAUCAAAGCCUGGAUCGAGCGAAACGGCGGCAAAUACUCUGCGAAGAUCAACAAGAGCGUCACCCACCUCAUCGCCAGUAAAGAGGCAUACAAGAAGCCCGCUGACGCUGUACAACAAGCCACCGACCUCAACAUCCACGUAGUCAGCUAUGACUGGUUCGAUGACUCGUUGCAAGCGAAGAAGAAGCUGGGUACUAGGAAGUACACGUGGGAAGUGCUUAUGAAAGAAAGGAGGAAGAAGAAAGAGCUCAAGAGGAUAGGUACUCUGGCCGAUGGCAGUAAGUUCAGGAAAGGCUGUGAGAACAUCGAAGGGUUGACUGGAUCAGGUACGUCGAAGACAUCUCCCGUUGUUGCGAGAAAGCCGAGGAAGAGCAAGAGCUUCUUCUUUGCCACGUCUGCCCCGGUAGUUCCUUCAAUCCCCUUCAUUUCCGCAAAAGAAGACCUCUUGCGUAGGAGGGCGGAAAGGGAGGCUGCAUUGGCUGAAGAUGUUGGAGCUGGAGCUUGUGAGGGCCAGGCAAAGAACUCUAUUGAAGUCAUGGAUGACACUCCAAGCCCGGCCAGCCAAUCUCCAAAGCCUGUCACUCUUAUCAAGGCACCCCUCAAGAAGUCCAAGCCCCCUUCUACCUCUAAGAAAGCCCCACAAGCUAAGAUUUCUCACUGGAAAGAGGAUUAUCACUACUAUCAAGAUACGGACGGCUUCGAAUACAAGAUCCUGCUUGUACGCGUGGACAAUCCUCCCUACGGCUCUGCAAACUACCAUAUUGGGCUAUUGGAGAGUCAUACAAAGCCGCAUGUGUACUGGGCGCUUGUGCAGUACAAGCCUGCCAAGAUCUUACCGGCAGCGGAGAAGGAAGAGAAGGAAGAUGUCAAACGACAAGUAUCUCUUAGCAGCGAAGAAUUUACUCAGCACCCCGAAGCAAAUCGUCUACUCUCCCUCAUCACCAAGCCAGCUCCAACACCCGAGGCUCCGUACAACGGCGAGCUAUGCCCCCGCAGCAGUGACUUCGCUACUGCCAUGCGCUCAUUCCGCCACGCCUUCCGUGAUCUUACCCUCCUCUCCUGGGAAGAACGCUUCGACGACGACAAAACCCUCCAAAAGGCGCGCGCCCAGCUCCUCAACAUUGAGCCCUUCUGGUACGGAAAGCCGAAAAUGGGCAUGCCAAUGGGCAAGUAG
Messenger RNA from Alternaria incomplexa, 1236 nucleotides. RefSeq lists its product as uncharacterized. Bases 1 to 1236 code for a protein of 411 amino acids. The transcript is spliced from 2 exons. The record is from RefSeq and is a predicted model, not a curated record. NCBI's taxonomy places the organism in Eukaryota, Fungi, Ascomycota, Dothideomycetes, Pleosporales, Pleosporaceae.